This is a messenger RNA of Mercenaria mercenaria, 2953 nucleotides long. RefSeq lists its product as uncharacterized. Lineage: Eukaryota; Metazoa; Mollusca; Bivalvia; Venerida; Veneridae. Bases 25 to 1389 code for a protein of 454 amino acids. The record is from RefSeq and is a predicted model, not a curated record. The transcript is spliced from 3 exons.
CGAAACACAGAAAGAUAACUAAAAAUGAAUUCACGACAACCGAUAACAUCUAUAAGCUCUGCCAACUUCCAGCAGAAAGGAACCGGAAUUAAUGUUAACAGAAACUAUUCACGGGAUAGUGGGUUAAAUCUUAGUGCUCACCGUGGGGAUGUCCGGAUGAGUCGAUUGGAUGCGGCAGAACCUGAAGCCAUCGAAUAUCUACCGCAAAGCUCAGGUUUAGGACAAGGAAGUUUUGACUAUACCAACUUAUAUUGCACUAUUGAUGCACAAGAAAAUAGCUAUUCUACCAUUGAUUUCGUCACUCCUCCAGACGGGGAUGGGGUUCCAACAUCUCAUAGUUACAGAGCAGGGUGUGGCAUCCGGAAUGUCUAUUUUACUAUCUUUAAACGUGUGCUUUCGGCGCUUCUUAUCAUUGGAGAUGUUUUGUUAGACUGGACGUUAUUGUCUGAUGAAAUUACGGGAAUACUAUCUGACGAAAUCACACUUUCACUUAAUGAAAAGUUCACGUUCUCUUUUCCGACAUUUGACGAUGCUGUGCGAGUAUUUGACGACAGUGCAAUGGGAACGGAUAAUUGUUUCUCUACACAAACAGCGAUUUGGUACAGCGGUUUUGUACUUUUUGGCUCUGUCUUUGCCAUAGUGAAGUUGUUGAAUAUCGUUGGAGAAACCAGGCGUGAAAUCUGUGAGAAGAACCAGAAACACAAUAAACAUGAUGAAUCGCAAGAGAACGAAAAAAAGAAACAUGAAACUUUCGGAUUCCAGCUGUUACACGGCUGGGUAGAAACUAUAUUUGCUCUUUUGUUUGAAGACCUCCCACAAAAUAUGUUGCUCUAUAAAUACUCGUCCACCUGUAAGGGUAAUUCCUUAAGUAUAACAAAGACAUCUGUCUCAAUGAUAGGUUCUCUUGUGAAAAAUGUUUUUCGAAAAUGUACAUGUAAACAAAAACCUGGCUGUGCUUGCUGUCUAAUUGCUUUCGAUAUUGGUUGCAUGAACUUUUCGUGCUUAUCUUGCGUGGUUUGUUCCUGUUGUUCCGCUGCAAACAAUUACUAUCCAGAUGGAAGUUUAGUUAAGAUGAAUGGGGGAAAGCUGGCAAUUGAAAAUGUUGAAGAUACUUGUUUGUGUUGCAAAUGUGUUGAGCUUGAGUGGGGGUGUGAAGUGGGUAUUCCACCUGUAUGCUCUUGUGGAAGCUGCGUUUUCAUCAAGCAAAUGGGGUGCUGUGAUAACACAUUUAAAAGUAAAUGCUGUGAGUCUAACUGCUAUUGUAGUAAAGGCUGCUGUGGUAAAAGGAUUGAUAAAGACCCAAUAUGGUUAGACAAAUACAUCACCUUAGGCUAUCUGGUCAACGUUGCUGUUUUUGCCUUUUAUUUUUUAUUUGUACACUUAUCGUAAACUUUGUUUUGGGUUUUAACACCAUAUUUUCUGCUUUUUCUGAAGGAUUCGGAAGCAAACAUGGGAAUAGUACGCUUUGAGUAGUUUCCUUAUUUAGAUUUUAGUACAUUCAAUUAAGGAAUGUAGUUUUUCAUGACUAAAAAUUACAAAUUAAUGUUAAAUGACAUUCUGCUUACUUGUAUAUGCAUAUGGAUAAGCAUAGGCACACCAUGUUCAUUGGUAUAACGUUAUAAUAGCUGGUGCAUACAUAUUAUGCUAUGUACAAUUUAAUGCUUACUGGUAUAUACAAAUCAUGCUAUACAUAACGUUAUAUUUACCGAAUUAUAAUUACAUUCAUUAAACGUUUUGUGUUUAAAGAACAAAGAAUUUUUUUCAUAUAAAAAACGAGACUGCACGAGAAAUCUGACAACAUUCAUAAAAAGAUGAUCAAAAAUGCCUCAAUGAAAAUUUCUUUCGAAAUUUGAUGAAGGCUUUAAAACAAACAUUUGAUUUUACAUGUAAUUUGAACUAAAAUUUCUGACAGUGAAGAGCAAAAUUAUAUCGACACUACUAUAUGAUUUUUUCACUGCAUUUAUAGUAGUUUUGCACGUUUGACAAACUGGAAAUAAUGGCGUAACAUCAUUUAUACGGAUAAUGUAGAAUAACUCGGUAUACAGGAAUCGUUUCAUGAAUAAAUUGCAAGCUAUAUGUAAAUUAAUAAAAGUGGCAACAUAACUUUAAGUACAAAAUUUAAACGUUUGACAUAUUAGAUAAGUCCAAGUAUUUCUUAAAAGCAGCUGGUAAUGUGUGGAUCUAAUUAAUUAUGGGCAAAUAUCUCAAAAACUCGCGCACAGACCUACAUGUAUGCAUUUUAUUUAGAACUGGCCUGAUGAUAACUGAACCGGGAACCUUAUUUCUAUUAGAAAGGGAGUUACAAUAAAGAGCGAUAAGUCUUCUGGCUUUCCUAUCUUAAUGUCGAAAAUAUCGAUAUUUUGGCAUUUAGAUUUUCUUAUACUGAUAGAAAACAACCCGCUUAUAUUGUAAAUAUAAGUACACAAUUAUUUCUGUGCGCAUGAAAGGGUAUAAACCACAUUGGAACAUCUUGAAAAUCUUCCACUAGCGUGAUUAAUAGACUUACAAUAAGUCUCUAUAUGGUUUAUACUUUAAAAGCAUAAAAAGCAUUUAAAUCCUAAAUACAUACCGUUUUUUACAUAAUGUUAUACUUACUUGUAUGUACUAACCAUGUUAUGCAUUGUUUGCUGCUUACAUGUAUAAACAUAUCAUUCAACUUAAUGAAACCUAUUUAAAAUGUUUAUCAGACGAUACUAUAUUUUUAUCUCCAUAAUAACUGGCCGGUGAAAAUGCACCUUAUGGAGGUUAUCAUUCUUUCACGUCUAUUUCUGCUCUGCCUUGAUAUACAUUCCUUUCAACAUUUAUUAUUUGGUGUUAAAAAUUGUAUAUUUGCCUUUGCUAUUUUUCAUACGGUUUCACGAUAGAUAGCAAAAAUGGACAUUGCACAUAUCUUGCUGAACUCUUUAAGAACAAUAUACUGCUGCUUCAAAAUAAAUAAAAGAAGAAGACAUAA